AUUAUAUGUUUAAACGGCCUGCCACAACACGCGCCAUCCCAGACUGGAAGAGGUUCGCCCCGCCCUCGUCCAGCCCCCUUUUUUUUUUUUUUCUGCGCGCACUUGUUCUUGAGAGACGCUCAUUAUUUAUUUUUCUGUUUAGUGGAAGCUGCUGAGAGAUAUAAUUACAUUUUCUUAUCUUUGGCUGGAAGUAAACAAAGUUAAUUAUUGCUUGUCGAGUCGUCCUGUUGCAUUUUAUUAUAUCUCCGGUGUCAUCAGGAAAUUUUGGAAGACGUACCGUUUAAAAAAAAAAAAAAAUCAAAAAGACUCGUGUGAUCAUGAGGAGGGUGAGUCAGUUUGUUCCACACCGCAGGACACCUUUGGGUUUUGGAGGCCACUAAAGAGCAGAGAAAGGCUUUUUAAGUACAGGGGAGAGUGUUUGUCCCCCAGUGUCCAGUAGGCUCCCAGACGGUUCAGGUAUGACCGUCACCCCCUCCACCCCAAACACCCAGCGCUCAACCUGCUUCCUCGUCACUCGUAGACAUGAACUCCAGCUGAGCCUUAUCUCAUCACAUACCAACUGAAACUGGUGCAGCACAGAUGGAUGAGUCUGAUGGCAGGCGGCUGAAGGCCUCAGAGGAUUCUGGGUCGCAGGCUGAGCCCUACGUCCCAAAAGACUUGGAUUAUAAACAGCUGCAAACUGAUCUGAAGUCUGAUGCCCAGAACCUGGAGGCAGAGUCCUGGAGCUUGGCUGUGGACCAGAACUACCUAAAAUCCCUGAACAAAGAGGCCAUUGAAAGACAAGACGCCAUCUAUGAGUUGAUCCAGACUGAGAUGCACCAUGUGCGCACGUUAAAGACCCUUUUCCACGUCUACAUGUACGAGCUGAAGCAGUCUCUUCUAGUAGACGACGCUUCCAUGGAGCGGCUUUUUCCUGGCUUGGAAGUUCUGCUCAGCCUCCACCAGCUUUUCCUCAACUCCCUAAAGAUGCGCCAGAAAAAGAGUCAGGAGGAAGGGAGCUCGAAUAACUACUGCAUCAGACAGCUGGGGGAUGUUCUCAUCACUCAGUUUUCAGGUUCGCUCGGCGAACAGAUGAUGGAAAGUUACAGCUACUUUUGCAGCCAUCACAAUGAAGCUGUCAGCUUCUACAAAGAGCAGAUCAUGAACAACAAGAAGCUACAGACUCUUAUCAAAAAAAUAGAUCAGGCCUCUGUGGUGCGACGUCUGGGAAUCCCUGAAUGUUUCCUGUUGGUGACCCAACGCAUCACCAAGUAUCCAUUUCUGUUGGAACGGAUCAUCAAGAACACCGAGGCUGACACCGAUGAGUGUAGGUCUCUGCUGAGAGGUUUAGAGCUGAUCAAGGACACCCUCUCCAAGGUGGAUACUCGGGUCAAGGAAUAUCAGAACGCUUUUCGUCUGAGAGAGAUCUGUCUUCGUCUGGAACCAAAGAGUCAGGUCCGGAUGAACGAUGAUCGGGUCUUCCGCAGGGAUGAUCUGAUCCAGGGCAACCGAUCGCUGCAACAUGAAGGGGUCGUCACCUGGAAGUCCUCUGGGAAACUGAAAAUGGAAAUCCUGCAGGACCUGUUCUUCAUGAGGAUAAGAGACUCGAACCUUCCUGUAGAGGAGACGCAGAUGAUGCAGCGAGGGACGGUCAGGAGGGCUCAGACUUUUGCAGGGAGGGAGGACAACCCCAGCGUAAAAUAUGGAAAUGCAGUUGAGGCUCCUGAUGUAAGUGUGGACAUUUCAUCGUACAGCAGAUUAAACAGCUGUGAACAUCUGCUCAAGAGAAUGUCCCUCUCUGAAAGUCUGGAACAGUCUGCUGACGAUGAAACUGGAAUCUGUCCAGUGUCACUCUGCAACUCAAAUCCCACUCACUUUCCUGACAAAGCAGUGUGCGACCAUUUGUUGAAACUCUCAAAGAAGCUCCACAGUUUGGAAGCAGUCAUCGCCCAGCAGGACAGCAGGCUGGAGCUGCAGAAGGCCUUCCAGACAAAGAGCAAGCAGCCCGCUCGUAGCUACAACAACGUGCUGCUCGAGCAGGAGAAGCAGCGCGCGCUGAAGAAGCAGCAAGAGGACAUGGCCGUGCUGCAGAAGCAUCAGGAUGAGGUGCAGCACUGGGAGAACGAGAGGAACCGUCAGAGGCUCCAGAUGGAGGCUCAGGAGACCGAGCUGAAGCAGAGAGAGGAGGAGUGCAGGAGAAGGGAAAAGAAGCUGAACGAGGAGGACGCAGAGCUGAAGAAGCAAUGGGAAACCUGCCAGCAGAACCUGGAGAAGCUGAGAGAAACCUCCAAAAAGACAGACAAGGAAAAAGAGCUGCUUCGUAAAGAGAAGGAACGAUUGGAGAAGCUGAAGAUCGGUCCGUACCGCAAUUAUGAUGAUCCUGCACUGUCGCCUUACCCAUCCUUCAGGGGGAGCGUAGUAAACGGAGGUGGGACUCUGAGAGCUCCUCUCGGUAAUUUUUCUGACACAAAAGAGAUUCCUCCACGAGUUCCACCUCGGCGGGAGAGCGUCAGCCAAAAAGCGCACGUUUCUCGAGUCAGCGCCACCAUGCCGGGGCAGAGAACUAAAGUGGUGCAGCAGAUCCCCCGCGAGCUGGCUACGACCUCCAGACGAAGAGAUAAAAGCUUCAAGGGGAAUCGGGCUCACAAGAGAGCGCACAGCGCAGCUAACAUAGACGUGAGUCAGGUGGUGCCGAUCCGAGUGACGGGGAAAGAAGGAGGCAGUCUGAAGACCACGAGGAACGUCAGUCCUCAAAGGAGCUUAAAUUCAGAUACGUUCAGGCCUCCAGCCCCCACUCAGAAUGUAAAACCAUCUCAGUUCAACACAAACAGAAGGGACAGCAGCGAAGGUCCUCCAUCUCCACCUCCUCCUCCGCUCCCUCCCUUCCCAAAAGACCUUAAGAAAAAAGAAGAAAAGAUGGUGAUGGUUUAACGGUGAGUUUGGAUGGACUUGCAUGCACAGAGACGCUGGCGGAGCGCUGAAGACGUCGCCCGCGACUCCACGGCGGUUUGCGACGAAACGUUUGAAAAAGAGAAAACCUGUUUGAGGUGAGGAUGAAACGAAGAAAAGGCUGUUUAUUCAAGAGAUGCACAUUCAUUGUAAAGACUGUUUAAAGAUUUUUUUUUUUUAACUAGACCCAUUUCUAAUUUAGAAAAGUUUAUAUUUUAAAUGGAGCAUAUUAAAGCCAAAGACUUCCCAUAUUUUUUUAAUGU
Messenger RNA from Nematolebias whitei (Rio pearlfish), 3191 nucleotides. RefSeq names its product rho/rac guanine nucleotide exchange factor (GEF) 18a (gene arhgef18a). NCBI's taxonomy places the organism in Eukaryota, Metazoa, Chordata, Actinopteri, Cyprinodontiformes, Rivulidae. The record is from RefSeq and is a predicted model, not a curated record. Gene Ontology annotation, cellular component: plasma membrane. Gene Ontology annotation, molecular function: guanyl-nucleotide exchange factor activity. Gene Ontology annotation, biological process: regulation of Rho protein signal transduction.